GUCACAAAAUCGUGUAUGUGAUUAGGUAGUUGGUGUAAAGCGUUUUAAGACAAACCCAAGUUUAUUGAUAAUUAUUUGGUGAUAGCGAAUAUGUAAGUUUGUUAUUUGCUGCAUAUAAAUACACACACACAUAUAUAGAUAUAUCCAAAUCUAGGAAGUGUUUCUUUGUGAUUUUGUCAGACGGUGUCCUUCAUAGUACCUUCGCGAAAUGCGUCUCACUAUUCGAGCACUGAUCUCGCACGGGCGCGUGGCUCGGCGAAUGGGCCUCGGUCCAGAGUCCCGAAUAAAUAUGCUUCGGAACAUCCUUACGGGUUUAGUGCGACACGAGAGAAUCGAAACUACAAGAGCCCGAGCCGACGAGGUUAGAUUUUACGCUGAAAAGUUAAUUGACUAUGCCAAAAAAGGAGAUACUAAUAAAAAGUCAAUGGAAAUGGCAGAUUUUUGGCUUACGGAGAAAGACCUGAUUCCUAAGCUUUUCAAAGUACUUGCUCCAAGGUUUGAAAACAAGUCCAGUGGAUAUACACUGAUGGCCCGUAUUCCAAACAGGAAAAACCUGGACCGGGCUGCAAUGGCUGUUAUUGAGUAUAAGGGCAACCCAUUCCCCCCUUUGUUUCCUGUUAAACGUACAGAUGAACUGAAUCUGGUUAACCAGCUUCUAAAAGGGUACAGAGAAGAGAAGGCUCAACUCACUACUGAAAAUGUAGGGACUCAUAGAUGAUUCUUUUAUCAUAUUACACCGUUUUGUCUAACACCAAUGUAAAUGUUUUUCGUGGCAAAGAUUGAUGUCUUUUGAGACUUGCACCUUCAUCUGAAGCAUGAAGAUGUGGCCUUUUUAUCUGUUGUACAAAGGUUUAGAUAUAUCAUGCCUUAUAUUUAUUUGUGUCAUCUUUCAAACUUUGUAGUAAAAAGAUUCAAUUGAAUAAAAUUAACUGAUAAUUUCUGAA
This is a messenger RNA of Ictalurus furcatus (blue catfish), 944 nucleotides long. It is a transcript of the gene mrpl17, whose product is annotated as mitochondrial ribosomal protein L17. The coding region runs from base 209 to 718 and encodes 169 amino acids. Lineage: Eukaryota; Metazoa; Chordata; Actinopteri; Siluriformes; Ictaluridae. The transcript has 3 exons. The record is from RefSeq and is a predicted model, not a curated record. Gene Ontology annotation, molecular function: structural constituent of ribosome. Gene Ontology annotation, biological process: translation. Gene Ontology annotation, cellular component: ribosome; mitochondrial large ribosomal subunit.